AUGACGGGCGUCAGCGCGCGGUUGAUCAUAUACAACGUGUCCAUUGCGGCUUCGUACUCUACAUGCGUCAAUCAAGGCAUCCUGUCUCACUUCUGCGGCAACAACUCGGUCUGCGCUCAGUGUGUCACUCGCGGAUCUAAGAACUAUCUGGCAAGUACUCGUUACCCUGGAGAGGCUUCACUAGGUUCGAUGGCUCAGCAGGUCUUCACUUACAGCGAUUCAGCCAGGUUCACGCAGGCAGUCGAAGGGGGCGUUCACAACACCAUCCACAGCGUUCUUAACGGCGUUAUGGCGUGGUUUCAGUCUCCGGCAGAUCCGGUUUUCUACCUCCACCACUCGUUGAUCGACUUGCUGCAAGUAAUUUAUCUCAAGUGCCAAGUGGGCGGUACAAACGUGGUGCUCUCAGCAGCAGACAAAGGUAGCGACCCUCGGUGGUUUAGCACAUGUGCAAAAAGAACUACUGGCAACUAUACGAGCGAUGACACCAUCACGAUGCGCGCCAAUGCAACGGAUGGGAAAACCCUUGUCAAUGUGUGGGAGGACCCCAACAACAUCCUUUACCCAUUUUUCAAGGAUUUACCCAGCAAGUAUGCGGAUUAUGUCGAUGCUAAAGACCUGGGGAACUACAGCUACAGCUACGCGAUCAGUGGAGGACUGGCCAACAUGUAUCAAAACUGCAAAAAUGCUACCAAUAUGGCUGCGGUUAACGGUACUAUCACGACUCUACUAGCGAGUCGGAGCAAAACACGCGACCGUCCUUCUCCAAUAAUCGAGCCGGGAACGAGUUACGACGAGAAAGUGAAGCGUUGGAAUGUUGCGCUGUACGAAUCUGCUCGCAUUGUUGGAUAUGAAGAGAUGGCGGCCAGAGAGCAGAUGGAAAUGGUGCUGUGUCAAUACCAAGCCGACUGUCUGGGCGGCGUUGAAGACUACUCGGACAUCUUUCGAGCCAACUUUCAUGUCGAUGGGCAUACGCGAUGUUACAACAUCGUGGCGGGUUUAAAGACGGGAGAUUUAGUAAUUGGUAUCCCCAAGUGGAAAGACAUCACGAGCCGCUUUGUGCCGUGCGCCGCGUACACGAAGAAGAAGCCUCUCUUGUCCGAUUUCGCUAAGGCUGCCACAGCAUUUGCCACAGCUUCCGCUUAA
This is a messenger RNA of Phytophthora infestans T30-4, 1143 nucleotides long. RefSeq lists its product as uncharacterized. Bases 1 to 1143 code for a protein of 380 amino acids. Gene Ontology annotation, molecular function: oxidoreductase activity. The record is from RefSeq and is a predicted model, not a curated record. Lineage: Eukaryota; Oomycota; Peronosporomycetes; Peronosporales; Peronosporaceae. The transcript has 2 exons.